UGGGAAUUGUUCCUGGCAUCAGUGCAACAAUCUGUGUUGAAAUCCAAUGGCCGCUCUGAGAUGAUGCAGAACGUCGCCAGGUGACCCCAGGGGGGGCAAAGAUGGAUGAUGAUCCAGCCGAAGUUCGUGUCGAGGUUGAACCAAGGCCCAAGGAAAAAAAGGAAAAAGACAAAAAGGAGAAAAAAGACAAAAAGGAAAAAAAAGACAGAAAGGAACUGGUGUCUGAAGAUGGGAAUGGGGAUGCUCUAGAUGCGGAUGCCUCUGGAAGCAAGGAGGACAAGAAGAACAAAAAAUCCAAAAAAGAGAAGAAAGAAGGAAAGGGGAAGGCAGAAAAACAAACAGAGGAAGGAGGAGAAACAGACAUUCUUGAUCCAGUUGCAAGUGAUGCCGAACAAGAAACAAGGAGGUCUGUUGGCUCAAUCUUCGCGAGUGAGGAUUUUGGCGGUGCAGCCUUGGUUGUCAUCGAGGAAAGUCCGAAUGACGAUGCCCUUUCUCCACAGGGUGAACAGGCCAUAGACGAGGAGCUCUCGCCAGGUGCUCUGCUGGACACCGAUGGGGAUGGUUUUGAGAAAAAAAACAAAAAAGAAAAGAAACACAAAAAAGAGAAGAAAGAGAAGAAACGGAAAAAAAGUGACAUUGUCGAAGCAGAAGAGCAUGGCAGAGAAAUGCCAAGUCCUGAUGAGCCAAAGAACGGAGCUGACGUUGGCAACGGUGAAAUGGGCGAAGCAGAUCCCUUCAUGGACCAAACCGGUGGCUUGGCUCCAGAGGACAUUGAGGAAAUUGCUCUUCGAGGCCCAAUCAAACUGGGUGCGGGCGAUGAUCUCAACAUCCCUGAGAGAGUCAACCCGAUGCCCAAGCGACUUACACUAACUGGCAAAGAGACAGUGCGAAAAUGCACGAGGUGCGACCUCCUAUGGGAUGGCCGACUGAGCACGUGCCCCGAAUGUCGCUCUCCCUUGAUGGAUAGCACCUUGAAGGUGAGUGAGCUGCUUUCGCCCAGCCAGCGAGACUUUUUAAAGCAGGCCUUCAUGCGCUAUGACGUUGAUCGAUCUGGACGAUUAGAUGGCAAGGAGUUGCGAAUGGCUGUCCGCGAGCUUGGAUGGGACUCUAAGCAGGAAGUUCUGGACAAGUGGGCACGAUUGGGAGGACUGCAGGGCCUCAACUUAGAGGAGUUUGAAAAUCUGAUUGCCAGCGGAAAGCUUGGGAAGAAGACCUUCAGAGCCGUGAAAGGUUCGGCGAGCCAGGCAGUGAAAGACGAACAGCAGCAAAUGCUACAGCUGGCAGCAGGUGCCAAUCUUCAGUUCACCACGGCAGGAAGGCAAGGCAGACGCAUGGGGCUGGUUCCUGGCAAGGACGAACCAGCCUUGCCUUCGGCUGAAGAUGUGCCUGCUGCAGCAACGAUACCUCUGGGUGAAGGCGAGAGUGUCUUCGCUGAGCUCCCGGCGCAUCGCAAGAUUGAGCUCAUGGAGGCGUGGUCCUUUUGGGAUGCAGAUCAUUCAGGAUUCCUUGAGCCGCUAGAGAUGCUAAGUGCAACGAAAGGCUUGGGCUUCCACUUCCCAAUUGAGGUAAUCGUUGCAGUCUGUGCCAAGCAUGGUGGAGGGAUCGACCAAGAGAAUUUUGUGCGAGUGAUGUCAGUGCAAAUCAAGCAGCGCGAUCAGGAGCUUGGCGUGUGGGCUUCUUCCGUGCUUGACUUUGAGUUUGAUUUGGACUUCGACAUGGACGAGCCGGAAAUCAGUACACCGGCAAAAAAGUGGAAGAGGGAACUGGCAAAGGCUGAGCUCAACCUUCGCAGAACCAGCGUGACAGACAGCCUUUUCCGAUGGAGGAACCUGAUCUGUACCUCGCACGCCACGGUCGGAGAAUAUGCAAUUGGAAUCAGGUUGUACUUCGACCUGCUGAUGCUGCUUGUGAUCGCCUUUGGAGUACUCACCUUUAUGACGCUUCCUUUCUUGUUGAUGUGUGGUGCCGGCACGGCAGGUGGCCCUGUGCUGGAGCAGACUGAUGUGGUUCUCAGCACCCUUGCCAGAUAUUCGGUGGGGAAUCUGAACAGGUCAUCGGCGGCUGAUGCCACGGUGCACAUCAUGAACGAGUUUAUUGGCUCUAUGUCGCUGCUGGGUGUUCUACUUCUGUUCCGCUUCGUGAUCGUGAAGCGAGCAACCUACACAUCCAAUCAGCGGAACCUUUCCAACCUCGCAGUCCAGGUGAGGGCACUUCCAAAAGACUUGGGCUAUCAUCAUUUGGGCUACGAAGAGUUGAUACGUGAACACUUCCAAACUGUGGCCUACGAGCGUGCUGUCAGGGUGCGUGUCCCACUUGUGACACUUGUGCGGAGCAUGUUCUCGUUCAGCUUUUCUGGUGAUGUCCUCCGUGCCAUUCUGUGCCAUCCUUUCCAGAUGGGCACAGCUCACGAGUUGGACGACCAGCCGGUUCGCGAGGUAGUCAUGUGGCGAAACUACGAGGGCGCUGUGCACGGUGUUUUGGAGCAGGUCGAGCUGCAAGCAAGACAACACUCCAUCAACACGGAGCUGAAGUUUCUGGAGCAGAAAGCCAGUGAGUACCGCCUUUCCGAUGAGCUGGAGCAUGACUUGGGCUACACAGCGGGGGGAUCGUGCCCUGGCGUUCCAAAUCAGCAGCAAUGCUAUUUGGACACUUGGCAGAGCGAAGGGCUCAGAUGUUCAGAUCUGACUUUGCGAGAAAAGUUUCUGGGCAUUGUGGAAGUUGUUGCGGGGCAUUGGAUGCGGGCACUAAUCCCUGAGGUACUGCAGUCACGGGGACCAACAGCAGCCAGAAGCUCAUCAAACCAACAACAUUGCCGUGCAUUGCAGCCUUUGCUGAACCUCACAUCCUCUGAGUUCAUGAAGACGGUGCUGAUUACUCUGCUGCCGGGAACCUGA
This is a messenger RNA of Cladocopium goreaui, 2894 nucleotides long. The record is from the annotation of a GenBank genome assembly. NCBI's taxonomy places the organism in Eukaryota, Dinophyceae, Suessiales, Symbiodiniaceae.